UUCGCAGUGAGUCCGACAACUUGCUCGAGUGGGGCGGCGAUGGCCAUUGGGACCUGGGCAGAUUGAAGGGAGUCACAAACAUGAGCAUCUGCUUGGUGGGCGCCAUCCUCUACAUCCAUGUCGGGGCGCUGGGCGGCUUCGGGGACCUCCAGCCCAGUCCCGGGGUGUGGAAUGGAUCUGGGAUCUCCACCAUGGCCAGGUCCCCAGUUGGCGGCGGCGCCUCGGACCGGGACAUCUCGGACGCGGCCACUCGCUUCCUCUACACGGGCGAUCCCGCCAAGCUGGCGCUUGUCAACUGCACCAGGCGGGUGGAGAUGAGAGGGGUGAAGGGCCAGGCGGCCUCCAGCCUCCACCCCGUGGUCCACGGCGCCGUAGACACCAUGCUCCACGCCACCAACUUCCUCAACUUGGUCUUCCAGACCAAUGACAUCCGCGAGUCGAGCGUCAGGGAGGACAUGGAGUGGUACCACGCCCUGGUCAGGAGCAUGGUGGAGGCUGACCCCAACAUCUACAGGGCGCUCCUCACUCUGGACGUUCCCGCCACACCUUCCCAAUCCCAGCUGGUUCUCCAGGCCACCAGGAAGCAGGACGCCAUCCUACUCCAGGACCUGUCCCGCUCCCAACACCUGAAGAACCAAACAGCCGACGGCGACUGGUUCCAGGGACUAAAGUUUCAGAAGGUCCCUCGUCUCAACAAGAGGCUCCUGCACAACGAUCUGCAAACUCUGGACACCCCGAAAUGGAGCCAAGGCGACAGCUACAUGGUCGAUAAAAGCCACGUCAAGUGGUCGAGCCCUUUCCUGGACUGCGAGGACGAGAAGCUGCUCCCCAAGUGGAUGGUCACCAUGUCCACCUCAUUCUACGGACUCAAACCAGAUCUCAGUCCCGAAUUCAAGGGUGUGGUUCGGAUUGACUUCAGCCUCGACAGCUUGGACAUUGACCAGUGCUCCAGUGGCGAUGGGUGGUUUGCUGAUUCACAUCGGUGUGACGUAAACACCACACAGUGUUCUCCACUCAAAGGACAAGGAUUCCAACUGGGGGCCUAUCAGUGCAUCUGCAAAGAAGGAUACUACAAUCCAGGCAUGAUCCCGAUUAAUAAAUUUCUGAAGAAGGGUCCCGACCCUAAACGUCACCUAUCCAUGUUCUCCAGGGAUGCUGCCUGACCAGCUGAGCCCCUGCUCCAGUGCCUGUCCUGCAGCAACGGAUGCAGCUCCUGCAGCAGCAAUGCUCCCUGCUUCACGCACCAGGACCCACACCUGCGACUGGUCAUCCUCUCUGUGCAGGCCCUCUCCAUGUUGCUCGUGUUCCUCAGCAUGCUCCUGGUGUAUCGCUGCAGGAACAACAAGAGAAUCCGAGCGUCAGGUCUGGUGCUGCUGGAGACCAUUCUCGGAGGAUCCAUCCUGUUAUAUUUUCCGGUAUUUAUCCUGUAUUUCCAGCCCAGUGUUUUCCGCUGCGUUCUCCUGAGAUGGGUGCGGAUGCUAGGAUUCGCCAUCAUCUACGGAACCAUAACGCUGAAGAUCUACAGAGUGCUGAAGGUGUUCCUGUCCCGCACGGCCCAGCGCAUCCCCUACAUGACGUGCUGCAGGCUGCUGAAGAUGUUGGCCGUCAUUGCCCUGACCGUGUGCUGGUUCCUUGUCUCCUGGACCCUGGCAGCGUGGGAGAACAUGGGCCGCGAGAUCCCACUGGUCACCCAGUCACAAACUGCGGACGGACAGAGUUUUAUGAUGUGCAAGCUCGACCGAUGGGACUAUAUGAUGGCCACUGCUGAGCUCCUCUUCCUUUGCUGGGGAUGUUACCUCUGCUUCGCAGUGCGAUCGGUUCCCUCCACGUACCACGAGCCACGUUUCUUGGGCCUCGCCAUCCACAAUGAAAUCCUCAUGUCUGCUGCCUUCUACAGCCUCAGGUUCACCAUGGCGACCACUCUUCACCCGGACUGGAUGCUUCUGCUCUUCUUCAUCCACACUCACCUGACUGUCACGCUGACACUGAUACUGCUCCUCGUCCCAAAGUUCCUCCACAUGGGAGCGCCAUUGCGGGAAGACCUUGUGGCUGAGGUGUACGAGGAUGAGCUGGACCUGCGAUGCUCUGGUUCCUACCUCAACAGCAGCAUCACGUCUGCCUGGAGCGAGCACAGCCUGGAUCCAGAGGACAUUAGGGAUGAGCUGAAGAAACUUUACGCCCAACUAGAAAUCCACAAAACCAAGAAGAUGACGGCCAACAACCCUCACCUUGUGAAGAAGAGGAGUUCCCGGCGUGGCCUCGGCCGCUCCAUCAUUAAACGCAUCGCCGAUAUUCCCGACUCGGUGAGUAGGCAGUGCAGUCGUGUGGAGAGAGGAGGGUCCAUCGGGACCGUCAGCCACGCCGGCUCCUACAAGAAAAAGUUCAACGAGCCUGCCAGCGCCAGCAUGAAAGUCAAAGAAGAUUCCAUCAAACGCCGCGUGUUCUCCAUCAGGAAGUCCCACAGCACCCACGACCACACGAGGGGUCACUCUGGAAGGACCGACGCCCCCAGUCGGGACUCGUCCCUGCUGGACUCCCUGAUGAGGAAGAAACUGGCCAAGAAAGCCUCGCAGAGGUCGCACACGGAGUCGGUGGACGCCGCGCCGUUGGUGUGCAAGUCUGCCAGUGCCCACAAUCUGACGGUGGACAGGUCCCCGGCCCCCAGUCAGCCUGGCCCCCUGUACAAAUCUCACAGCGUCCUCAACUGCACCAGGGACAAGGCGCUGGUGAUCAGCACCGCGGGCGAGGACAGCACCAGGGAGGUUGGGGAGAAAGGCCAGAGGAAGCCAUCCAUCAGCCUGCAGCUGCCCAUUGUCAUCACCCAGCCAGAAGCCCCUUCCACCCCCACCGUCUCCGAGAGACCCCCGCCAGCGGGAGAGGGGACCCCGCGGCAUCUGCACCCUCCCUCCGCCGAGAACAACCCCCACAAACACGGCUCCUGCUCGACUCUCAAGGGCGGGGGCGGCGUGGACCGCUCGCUCUCGUCGGGCAAGCUGGACUGCAGGAGAAAGUCGGUGGACGUGGAGAGAAAACAUCACAGCUUCCGUCACUCUGGGACGAAUAGUCUCCAGGGAGGGAAGGGGAGAGAGGCGGCGAGAAUCCGCAGCGAAACCAACCUGGCCACAGCUCGGCGCUCCGGGCCCAAUGCAUCUCCUCCAGGAGUUGGCGACUCUUCAAAAACAGAAGCUUCGACUCGUCAAGAGGAGAUGUCUCCCGCGACUCAUAAAACCGAGGCGCCGUCUGAAAAAACGGGGCAAGUUAAAACAGGAGGGGACAAGCGAGAAAAAUACAUGGCACUCGUAAAACAAUCGAGCAACAGUUCCAUCGUUUGCCCGUGGGAUACCACGGAUGAAGAUACAACAGCGAUGAACAUCAGCGUGGACCAGAAGGGUCGCUCUCUCUCCGUCUGCAUGGUGGCUCCAGAUUCACUUCUUCACCACAGCUCGUUCAAAACAAAGGCCACAAAUCUCUCACUGAAACUGCCCAAAGGAUUUGGCCAGUCUUUUAAACAUCUAGUGGCACAGGGGAAGCUGAGGGGUAGCAGGCGAGAGAAGUCCACCAAAGCAGGUGAGAAGGUGAAGGGUAGUCCCGAGCAGGAGAUGGACCCACCAGAGAGAGAGGACUGGAGUAAAGAAGAGAAGUCACAGCCGACAGAUGUAUCUGAGGACGUUUCUUCGGAUGCCUCUCCAUUGGAAGCAGGGCACAGGGAAAGCAAGCGGGAAAGGUACAUGUCCCUCUUGACAAACACUGCCAUCAUUUGUCCAUGGGACGUCGCUUUGAAAGACACAUUGGCCACGAGUGCGGCUGAAGACCAGAAGAAGGGGCGUUCUUUAUCGAUCGGGGCUGGAGCCCCAGGGUCACUGCUGCAAGGAACCUUCAUCGCAAAAGACCCAGACGGUUCCUUGCAGCAGAACAAACACUUGGCUCGCUCGCUGAAACUUCUCGUGUCGCCGGGCAAGCCGGAGCUGAACAGAGAGAACACAGACGGGGAAUCACAGGCCAGUGAGAAAUCUAAAGUCGCUGAUAUAUGUCCAUGGGAUGCAGAAGAUGCUCAGAGCAAAGAGGCGUCUUUACCCACUGAUAAAUCCAAAGGUGCUCAGAACUACCUCCGGGGCGCAGCUGGUACAGUGAGCAGACAGGAGAAGAGAUUGUCCGUUGACAAAUUCAGACUCUCAGAUGUUGAUCUUUCAGCAAACGCUGCAAUCGUUUGUCCGUGGGACAUGGUGUUGAGCGGGAUACAAGCCGUGGAUGCGGGCCCAGAGCACAAGAAGGCCCGGUCUUUGUCUGUUUGUGUCGGAGUCCCUGGCUCCCUUCUACAAGGCGCUUUGAACACAAGAGAUGGAAACGCCAGUUUACUGCAGCAGAAUAAACGCUUGCCUUCGUCGCUGAAACUUCUCGUGACACCGAGCCAGGUGUGGAACAGAGAGAACAAAGAGGCAACGUCCACAGAUACAUCUAAAGCGGCUGAUAUCUGUCCCUGGGAUGGAGGGGGUAACAGGAGCGAUGUUGCAUCUUUACCCACUGAUCAAUCUAAAGCUGUGGAUAUCUGUCCUUGGGAUUCAGAAGAUGUCAAAGCCAAAGAUACAUCUUUACCCAUUGCUAAAUCUAAUGUUGCAGAGGUCUGUCCUUGGGACUCAGGAGAUACCAAGAUCAAGGAUGCGUUGUCACCCACUGAUAAAUCUAAAGCUGCCGUUAUCUGUCCCUGGGAUUCAGAAGAUGCUAAGAACCACGAUACAUCAAUACCCAUGGACAGAUCUAAAGCUGCAUACGUCUGUCCGUGGGAGGCAGGUGAUUCUGAGAGGAUAGAGGAAGAAUCAGCGUCCUUCGACGAGUCCCAGUUUGAAGAUGUCUGUCCGUGGGAUAGUGUUUCACAAGGGACAUCAGAAAUGAGAGUCAGUGAAGAUGAGAAGAAGGGGCGGUCUCAGUCGGUUUGUGUGGGUGUCCCGGGGUCACUUGUGCAGCGCGCCUCGAAGGCAAGAGGCGUAAGUGAUUCGUUGCCACAGUCUAAGUGGUUGGCGCUGUCGCUGAAACUCAGAACUGCACCUGAAAAAACAAAAGCUAGAGAGGACAAAGGAAAAUCGUUGCUCACAGAUCAAGCCAGCGUUGUGGAUAUCUGUCCAUGGGAAAUGGGGGGCUUACCACCUCCAUCGACCGACCAAGCUAACGUUGUGGACAUCUGUCCAUGGGAAAUGGGGGACUUACCACCUCCAUCGACCGACCAAGCUAACGUUGUGGAUAUCUGUCCAUGGGAUAUGGAGGACUUACAGCUCAAGGAAACAUCUCCAUCGACUGACAAAACUAACGCUGUGGACAUCUGUCCCUGGGACACAGAAGAUGCUCAGAGUCAUGAGGCCAAAUCAGGGCCCACGGAUAAAUCCAAUCUGUCACAUGUGUGCCCCUGGGAGGGUGAAGCAUUGACAACCGGGGAAGGUCAAACAGGCACAAAGGCCAAAGUUGAUGUUGUCUCACUUUCCCCUGGAAAUGCAGAGGCAGUGACGGCAACUCAAGGCGAAAAUAAAGACGGCGGGAAACCAAUAGAGGGAGAGAGGGUUGGGGCUUCAUCUGAGACAAGCCCAUGA
Molecule: messenger RNA, 5579 nt
Organism: Amblyraja radiata (thorny skate)
Lineage: Eukaryota; Metazoa; Chordata; Chondrichthyes; Rajiformes; Rajidae
Gene: gpr179
Product: G protein-coupled receptor 179
Exons: 13
Biological process (GO): G protein-coupled receptor signaling pathway
Cellular component (GO): membrane
Molecular function (GO): G protein-coupled receptor activity
Source: RefSeq, a predicted model, not a curated record